Messenger RNA from Trypanosoma cruzi, 960 nucleotides. Its product is annotated as chaperone DnaJ protein, putative. Gene Ontology annotation, cellular component: endoplasmic reticulum membrane. Gene Ontology annotation, molecular function: Hsp70 protein binding. Gene Ontology annotation, biological process: cellular response to misfolded protein. Lineage: Eukaryota; Euglenozoa; Kinetoplastea; Trypanosomatida; Trypanosomatidae. Bases 1 to 960 code for a protein of 319 amino acids. The transcript has a single exon. The record is from RefSeq and is a predicted model, not a curated record.
AUGGAGAGCUCUCGCAUUGACUGGAUUAUUGCCAAUGAGAGGAAUUACUACGGUAUUUUAGGCAUACCACGGGAUGCGGAUGAGAGGGACGUUCGUCGCAGCUACCUUACACUAGCCCUCCAACUCCAUCCGGACAAAAACAUCAAUAACAAAAGGGCGGGGGAGGCAUUUCGUGCAGUGGGCAAGGCAUACGCCGUACUGAAGGAUAAGAGGAUGCGUAUGAUUUACGAUGAGGGAGGCGUUGAUAGAGUUCAUGGGCUUGACGCGGAGGAUCUGUCAAUUAAAAACCUCAUGGCUGCACUAUCCAAACUUGUGGCUGCAAAAGUGCUUUGUAUUGUGGCACGCAGAGCACAUGCUGUCGAAAUAUUGAGGCAGAGGCAUGGUUGGGUGGACGCAUUCACUUCUUGGGGUCCGGCGGACGAUUUCGCAUGUCUCCAGAAAUCGCCCCGAGAAGCGGCCAGGCGCAUUGUACGGAAGGUGUUUAUUUCUGUCUUUAUGUUUUUUCUUUGCGUUUCAGUCGGCCAUACUUUUCUUCAAUUUAUUAGGAGGACGCCCAAUGAAGGGUCGAGUGAGGAACCGUACCGUCGGCUGUCACGGUAUAACUCCAACGACACGGGCGCCACGUUCACGAUUCGUGUGUUACGUGGUGGAAAGAUGACGGACACUGUCAUUUGGAGGCCUUCCAGCAUCAGUGAAAAUGACGCCAGAGCGCUGGUGCUUCAGUGGAUUCAUGAGAUGUGCCCUACAGAAAAGCUCUUGUCAUGGGCGUCGCGAGAGCGCUAUAAUCGCACGGCCACUCUUCGUGUUGGCCGGAAGUUGAGGGCGGCACCGAGUCCAAACCGUGCCUUAAGGCGGAAAUGGGCUCCCAAAGGCUGGAAAGUAAAAUUUCAAGAAUUUUUUCCCAUCACCUCUGCUGAGGAUUUAUAUGUGCCUUUACCUCUGUGUGAAGGCGUGGGAUAA